Charadrius vociferus (killdeer) is the source of this 2076-nucleotide messenger RNA. RefSeq names its product transcription termination factor, RNA polymerase I (gene TTF1). NCBI's taxonomy places the organism in Eukaryota, Metazoa, Chordata, Aves, Charadriiformes, Charadriidae. Bases 1 to 2076 code for a protein of 691 amino acids. The record is from RefSeq and is a predicted model, not a curated record. The transcript has 11 exons.
AUGACAGAAAAAGCAAGUGCAGAUGAUUUUCAAGUUGAGGAUUUUCUCAAGAAGAAGAAAAAGAGAAAACAUAAAGAAUACAAUAAGAAACAUGAAAAUGAUGAAAGAGAAAGUAUACAAAAUGCAGAGAUUAGCCGUGCUUCACCACUGCUCUGUGAAGAUCGAGCAGCACAGAGUGGAGAAGGCCGUAAAAAGAAGAAGAAAAAAAAAAACAAGGGGGAGAAGCAACAGCCUUCAUUGGAUAAUUCUUGUGUAGGACUGGAACAUGAAGUUAGUAAUGAAAAUGGAGUAGAUGCUUCCCAAAAGAAAAAGAAAAAAAAGAAGCAGAAGUAUGAUGGUACAGAUGAUCAAAGUGAUGCAAUUUGUGUCACAGUAAAUCAGCAUACCACUGGUAGUUGUCAGGAGAUCAAUGCUGAUUACAUUUAUUUAAAACAAUCUGUUAAGAAGAAAAGAAAAGAAUCAUUGCCUGAUGGGGAUGAGGUACGUGAGCUGCCUACCACAGAAACACGUGAUAAAAAUGACAAAAAAUCAAAAAAGAAGAAGAAAAGAGGCAGUAAUACCCAAGAUACGCAGGAAGACACAGAGGGCAGUGUGGCAACACCGCAGCAAUGGCAUGAAGAUGGUGACUGUGAUGCUGCUUCUGCUGUGAGUGAAGAUUCUAUGGAUGUACCUACUGAUUUUUCAAAGACAACUAAAGCAGAUGAUCGAACUCCUAAAAAAACUCCAGUGCAUGCCAAAAAGCGAAUAAAAAGCAGUGCUUUUGUCAUGGAAGACAGCUCUUCAGAAUCUGACGUAAUGACACCAGAACCCUCAGCCUCAAAUAGAAAGAAGGACCAGAAUAGUUCCUUUACUGAGAUGGCAGCCCUUGAUGAGCUUAAUCUGGAUGAUGAAGAGUUCCUGGACUCUACCACAUGUUCAGUUGUGGAUUUGGAUACUGCAAAACAAGAAUUGGAAGAGUUUAUUCCUCAUGUGCGGAAUAUAUCAGAGAGUUCAAUCAGGAAGAUGGCUAGAAGAGACCUAGUGAGGUUUAAACAGUUUAAAAAACAAGGUAUUGCUGUCAAGUUUGGCAGAUUUUCCCAGAAGGAAAAUAAUCAAAUCCGGAAAAAUAUUGAAGAAUUCUUAUUGAUUACUGGAAUAGACAGUGCUGAAAAACUCCUGUUUACCUCAAGGUAUCCAGAAGAUAAAGAAACUAUAAAUCGCCUAAAAGCAGAACAUCUCUUUUGUGAAAAACUUUCUGAGGGUAUACCACGACCCUGGAGGCUGAUAUAUUACCGAGCAAGGAAGAUGUUUGACCCAAAUAAUUAUAAAGGGAGGUAUAGUAAGGAAGAAAAAGAAAAAUUAAAGAAGUAUCAUGCUCUGCAUGGGAAUGAUUGGAAGAAGAUUUCUGAGUUGAUGUCCCGUUCUAACCUCUCAGUUGCUAUGAAAUACUCUGAAAUCAAGUCGGCUGUUAAUUAUGGCCCUUGGUCAAAGGAAGAGACCCAGAAGUUAAUGCAAGCAGUGGAGGAGGUGAUUAGGAAAAGGAUGGAAAAGGAAGACGCAAAUUCUCUUUCAUCAUCGGAAAAGUCACAGAGAGACAUCUCGAUUGACCGUGAGACACUGUACCAGAAAUUACCAUGGACUGAGAUUGAAACUAAAGUGGGAACUCGAUAUUGGAGACAAUGUAAACAGAAAUGGACUACAAUUUUGACAAACAAGAUCACCAAGGGGCAGCAGCUAUAUAGGGGGACCAAAGGAUUACAGGCCAAGAUCAAUCUUAUUAAAAGGUUGUAUGAAAUGCAAGUGGAGGAUGCUAAUGAAGUAAACUGGGAAGAACUCAGUAAUGCUAUCGGAGGUGUUCCUAAAGCCUACGUUCAAGCAAAAUUUUAUAAGCUAAAAGUCUCCUGUGUUCCUUUGUGGCAAAAAAAGACUUUUUCCGAAAUUAUUGAUUAUCUUUUUGAAGAGAAGCUUCCAGAACUAGAAGAAAAGUUAGAAAAAAGGAAGGGGAAACGCCUUAGUUCUGACAAUUCAACAGCCGAUGAACAGAAGAAGGCUUUCCGACUCAGUGACAUUUUUGACUCCAGUGAAGAGAGUGAUUAA